Molecule: messenger RNA, 913 nt
Organism: Chrysochloris asiatica (Cape golden mole)
Lineage: Eukaryota; Metazoa; Chordata; Mammalia; Afrosoricida; Chrysochloridae
Gene: LYSET
Product: transmembrane protein 251
Exons: 2
Coding region: 1-510 (169 amino acids)
Source: RefSeq, a predicted model, not a curated record
AUGGUGGCUUCCCCUGAAAUGCCAAAGCCACCUGAUUAUUCAGAACUGAGUGACUCUUUAACGCUUGCCGUGGGAACAGGAAGAUUUUCAGGACCACUGCCCAGAGCAUGGAGAAUGAUGAACUUCCGUCAGCGGAUGGGAUGGAUUGGAGUGGGAUUGUAUCUGUUAGCAAGUGCAGCAGCAUUUUACUAUGUUUUUGAAAUCAAUGAGACUUACAACAGGCUGGCCUUGGAACACAUUCAGCAGCGCCCUGAGGAGCCACUGGAAGGGACCACGUGGGCACACUCAUUGAAAGUGCAGUUACUCUCCCUGCCGUUCUGGUUGUGGACGAUUAUCUUUCUGAUACCUUACUUACAGAUGUUUCUGUUCCUUUAUUCUUGUACAAGAGCUGACCCCAAAACAGUGGGCUACUGUAUCAUUCCGAUAUGCUUGGCAGUUGUUUGCAAUCGCCACCAGGCAUUUGUCAAGGCUUCUAACCAGAUCAGCAGACUGCAAUUGAUUGACACAUAAAAUCAGCGUUUCUUCCUUACUGAUUAUAAAACUGCCUGUACCAUCUGGAUUCUGAUCACAAGACUGCGGUUCCUUCAGUUCUCAGGAAGUUUCUGUGGGGCAAAGGCUUUUUAAAAAAAGUCUGAUUAGGGGGUUAUCUCCAUCUGAAUGGUAGGGAAUUUGAGGGAAAGCCUGAGGUAACUACAAAAUCAUGUUGAUGGCAUCCAGUUUUGGAAGUAAUAUCAUGUCUGUUAUUAGCAUUCUUUAGAUACUUGAAUAAGCACCUGAACUCAUAUUUUUAUUCUACUGUACAACAUACCGAUGAGUCACUAUUUUUCCUUUGGGGAAAGGAAUGAAUGAAUAUGAACAUUUCCAUUGUGCUAAAUGUAAAAAGGUCCAGACAUGGUCAUAAAAUUUAAAUUUU